Molecule: messenger RNA, 1034 nt
Organism: Cherax quadricarinatus
Lineage: Eukaryota; Metazoa; Arthropoda; Malacostraca; Decapoda; Parastacidae
Source: RefSeq, a predicted model, not a curated record
AUAAUUUAGGAAAAUAUUGCAGGAAGUGUGUGCAGCAUGAAUAUCAGCCAUGAAAACAAAAGGACUUAUGAGGAGUUUGAAAAUUAUGACACUGCUGCUGCGGAAAGAAACAAGGCUUCGUUUGGGGAGUCUUCCAGCACUUCGUCUGGAUCUGCGCUGUCAUCACUGGACCCAGGGACACAUAUAGAGAUGUCGGCUGCUGUAUCCGGUGUUGUUCCAGAUGAUACAUUCACUGUUGACCAGGCAGUUAAUGCACUAGGAUUUGGCAAAUUUCAGGUGAAGCUGUCACUUAUCACUGGUUUGUGCUGGAUGGCUGACUCCAUGGAGAUGAUGAUUCUGGCAAUUUUAGGCCCGGCACUGCACUGUGAUUGGCACCUGUCAGAGUGGAAGCAAGCAUUCCUUACCACUGCUGUCUUUAUUGGGAUGAUGCUGAGCUCAGCCUUCUGGGGUAAUCUCUCAGACAAGUAUGGGAGGAAGAAAUCUCUAAGACUAGCAGCUGUGAUGUUAGCUUACUGGGGAUUGCUCUCUGCAUUUGCCCCAACAUACAACUGGAUAGUUUUGUUGAGAGGACUAGUAGGGUUUGCCAUUGGCUGUGUUCCUCAGUCUGUAACCCUGUAUGCAGAAUUCUUGCCUGCUCAUCAGCGUGGGAAGUGUGUUGUGUUGCUUGAUUGUUUCUGGGCAGUAGGUGCAUGUGCAGAAGUCAUCUUGGCUCUGUGGGUGAUGCCAACCAUGGGCUGGACGGGACUGCUGGCUCUUUCCAUCAUCCCACUUGUUCUCUUUGCACUUGUCUGCCAGUGGUUACCAGAGAGUGCAAGAUUUGAUGCCACAUCAGGAGACUCUGAAAAAGCCUUGUCAACUCUCCAGAAAAUUGCUGAUGAAAAUGGAAAACCAAUGCUGUUGGGACGUCUCAUUGUUGAUGAUGUUGCCCAGAUGAACCGUGGACAAAUAAAGGAUUUAUUAGUACAAGAUCUAAAAUGGACAACACUUCUUUUAUGGUUUAUAUGGUAAGAUACAGUAAACCACAACAUUCUGCU